AUGGCCUCCAACGGACUCCCGGCUCGGGCGUCUGCCGAGACGCAUACCCAGGCGCAGCGCUAUCUCAGCACUCGCGGUGAAGACAAUGACUUCUCCUUCGAGCAAGUCGUGCUCAAGGGCCUCGCCUCGGAUGGCGGCCUCUAUAUCCCCGAGGAUGUCCCCAAAGCCGACGAUUGGCAAAGUUGGAAGGACCUCUCCUUUAACGACCUCGCCUACCGAGUUAUCUACUCCACCUUUCGCUCGACCGAGACCACCCCUCUAGUCCAUCUCAAGGACAACCUCCACCUUCUCGAGUUGUUCCACGGCCCAACCUUUGCCUUUAAGGACGUCGCGCUGCAGUUCCUCGGAAACCUGUUUGAGUACUUCCUGGUCCGGAAGAACGAGGGAAAGACUGGAAAGGAUAGGCAUCAUCUGACCGUCGUCGGUGCCACCAGUGGAGACACUGGCUCGGCCGCCAUUUAUGGCCUUCGCGGCAAGAAGGACGUAUCCGUCUUCAUUCUCCACCCCAACGGCCGUGUAAGCCCCAUUCAAGAGGCACAAAUGACCACGGUCUUGGAUUCCAACGUUCACAACCUCGCCGUCACCGGAACCUUUGAUGAUUGUCAGGACAUUGUCAAGGCCUUGUUUGCGGACCCCGAAAUCAACAAGACGCACAACCUUGGUGCGGUCAACUCCAUCAACUGGGCCCGAAUUCUUGCUCAGAUCGUCUACUACUUUCACUCCUACUUCUCUCUGGCGAAGAAGGACUCCACCUUUACCGUUGGAGAUAAAGUCCGCUUCGUUGUCCCUACUGGAAACUUUGGCGACGUCCUUGCCGGCUAUUUCGCCCACCGCAUGGGCCUUCCCGUGGACAAGUUUGUCGUAGCAACCAACGAGAAUGACAUCCUCGACCGCUUCUUCAAGACGGGCCGAUAUGAGAAGAAGCCCAUCACUGCCUCUACCGACGCCGAAGAGGAUGCGAGCGUCAAAGAAACGCUUAGCCCAGCCAUGGACAUUCUCGUGUCCAGCAACUUUGAGCGGCUCUUGUGGUUCCUCGCCUACGAGUUUGCCGAAACCGCUGGAAUGGAUGACGAGUGGAACAAGAAGCAGGCGGUGUACCAGGACGUCAUCUCCAGCGCGAGGAGGUCGUUCGAGAGCGAGCGCGUCAGCGACACCCAGACCGUAGAGACCAUCAAGGGCUUCUACAACAACCUUCAGUACAUUCUCGAUCCCCACUCGGCUGUGGGCGUGAACGCGUCGGAGCGUUCUAUCUCGAACAACGGUUCCGUCCCGCACAUCUCCCUCUCUACUGCGCACCCUGCCAAGUUCGCCGGUGCCGUGGAGCUCGCGCUGAAGGAGGAGCCUGGAUUCAACUUUGAGGAAAAGGUCCUCCCUCCGGAGUUUGUAGGACUUGAUAAGCGGGAGAAGAGGUUGACUGAGGUGGACAAUGACUGGCAGAAGGUGCGGGAGAUUGUGCGGAAUCAGGUAGACCAAGAACUGAGCCAGGUCUAA
Messenger RNA from Parascedosporium putredinis, 1491 nucleotides. The record is from the annotation of a GenBank genome assembly. Lineage: Eukaryota; Fungi; Ascomycota; Sordariomycetes; Microascales; Microascaceae.